Molecule: messenger RNA, 486 nt
Organism: Trichoderma breve
Lineage: Eukaryota; Fungi; Ascomycota; Sordariomycetes; Hypocreales; Hypocreaceae
Exons: 1
Coding region: 1-486 (161 amino acids)
Source: RefSeq, a predicted model, not a curated record
AUGUCAGACCCCGUCCACAUCAAAGACGACAUCCUCACCAUUCAGUCGGUAGAGCACCAUCCCAAAGCCGACAAGUUUUUCAUGAUUCGGGAGAAGCAAAAGCCACACCGCAUAAUCACGCUCUUCUUCGGCGAUCUGGUACUCGUGGAAGACCAGUUCGCUGCACAAGGAUGGCUGUGGAAAUGCGUCAAGAAAUCCGGCUGGUACGGCUUCCGCAACGUCGUCUCCGGCUCGUACCUUGGGUAUAAGGGGCAGAGCAAAACGCUACAAGCUUGCAUGCCGCAUCACAAAUCUAAUGAGCACUUCAUGACAGAGAGGCAUGAAGACGGCGGCUAUGUGCUCUUGACGAUUCAUGGUGAGGAGCUGUGGCAGGUGGCCAUCUCUGAGGACGGCAAGUCGUUGGUCGAGAAAAAGGCAGAAGAAGGGGCGGGAACAGCUUGGGAUUUUGUCGAAAUUGGCAAGGCUCACGCUCUUUACCUCAGGUAG